CAAAACCAGUGAGAGAGAGCAGAGUCGAAAAUGGCGAGCCUAUCAUCUUCUUCAUCUCCGCGUCUCCCAAACCCAUUCCCAAUGUCAUCACCCAAAACCCACAACCCCAAAACCCUCAUCUCCUUCCCCACCCGAGCAACCGACCCGGAAACACCCCCAUCUGACUCGGCCCCGGAACCCGCCUCCGACUUCGACGACCGCCUCAGCCAGGUCCGGCUCCGCUACCGGAGCGGCACCGGCAAGAAAGCCGAGGUCCGCAAGUCCAAGAAGUCCAAAUCUUCCGGGUCGUCGUCCAGUAACAGCGUCUUCCUGCCGCCGGUGCCGCUCAAGGAGCCGGUCUCCGGCGGGUUGAAGGUGGACUUCGGGUUCUGCCCGUAUAGCGAGAGGGUCAACGGGCGGGUGGCGCUUCUGGGCCUGGCGGCGUUGGUGCUGGUGGAGCUGGCAACGGGGAAGAGUUUGUUUAAGUUUCAUACGCCGUCGGUGGUGCUGGUGCAGGUUUAUUUUGUGGCGGCGGCGACGGCGAUUUAUAUUAAGUAUGAGAAAGAGAAUGUUAGUGUUUGGCCUCAGUCUCCAUCAGCCAAAGAUUGAAUGAAAAUAUGCCACUGGUUUUGUUGUUGUGAAUUUGUAUUGGUAUUUAUGCUUCAUAUUCAUGAAAGAUCAAACUGAAAUUUAACUGAAAAAUGGUCCACAUUGUACAAGUCGGGAUUCUUUUGCUACUACAGUCUGCAGAACCUGCAUUGAUCAUAUAUGUAACAGUUUUCACGAUUUUCAAUUUCAAAUU
Messenger RNA from Argentina anserina (silverweed cinquefoil), 781 nucleotides. RefSeq lists its product as uncharacterized. The coding region runs from base 31 to 588 and encodes 185 amino acids. The record is from RefSeq and is a predicted model, not a curated record. The transcript has a single exon. Lineage: Eukaryota; Viridiplantae; Streptophyta; Magnoliopsida; Rosales; Rosaceae.